Messenger RNA from Lichtheimia ornata, 1650 nucleotides. RefSeq lists its product as uncharacterized. Gene Ontology annotation, molecular function: CoA-ligase activity. The coding region runs from base 1 to 1650 and encodes 549 amino acids. The record is from RefSeq and is a predicted model, not a curated record. Gene Ontology annotation, biological process: secondary metabolic process. NCBI's taxonomy places the organism in Eukaryota, Fungi, Mucoromycota, Mucoromycetes, Mucorales, Lichtheimiaceae. The transcript is spliced from 8 exons.
AUGGUUGUCUACAAGUCUACGUUUCCACCUAUCGAUUUACCAAACGUCGAUCUUUAUACCUUCUUAUUUGCACCCAAUGAAUACAAUGCCCGCUUACCACACGAUCGCAAAGUGGUUAUUGACGGCCACACAGGCCGAUCCUUAACAUAUUCCCAAGUUCGCGACCUCUCAGGACGUCUUGCCACUGGCUGGAAGGAGAAGGUUGGAUUGAAAAAGGGUGAUAUUGUUGCAAGCUUUGCACCCAAUCAAUAUGAUCACAUUGUUGUGUAUCUAUCAUUGUUGGCAGCACAGGUCACUGUCACCCCUGGCAAUCCCAGCUAUACCGAAGCCGAAUUCCUUCAUCAAAUCUCAAACUCGGGUGCCAAGGCAUUGGUUACUGUACCUGCAUUGCUUCCAGUAUUGCUCAAGGUCUGUGCCAAGGUGGGCAUUCCAAAGGAGCGCAUCUUUUUGUAUGGCGAAAAUGAUGCUCAAGGUAUUCCCUCUGUCUACUCGUUGCUUGCCGACAAGCCUGUUGCCUUCCCCAUCAAGGGCAUCAAUCCCAAAGAAGAUGUUGCGUUCGUCUGCUACUCUAGUGGCACCACUGGUCUCGCUAAAGGUGUCAUGCUUACCCAUCGCAACUUUAUCUCGCAAACCAUGCUCUCCAAUGCUGUCGGUGAAAAAGAUAAGGCCGAAGACGAUAUCGUGCUUGGCUUCUUGCCUUUCUUCCACAUUUUUGGCUUAACGGUGCUAUGUCUCAACGCAUUCUACAAGCUGCAACCAGUGGUUGUCAUGUCCAAGUUUGAUUUGCAACUCUUCUGUGAGCUCAUUCAAAAGUACAAGAUCACGCUCGUUAGCAUUGUGCCUCCUGUUGCUGUCGCUUUGGCCAAGCAUCCUUUGGUGACCAAGUAUGACUUGAGCUCGGUACGCAUCUUGGGUUGUGGUGCUGCACCUUUGGGCAAGGAACAUAUCGAGGCUUUGAAGUUGCGUAUGCCUGCACAGUUGAAACAAGGUUAUGGCAUGACUGAAACUACCAGUGGUGUUAUUUCUCAACAAGCUGAUGGUGGUACUCCAGGCUCCAUUGGUGUUAUUUAUCCUAACAUUGAAGCCAAGAUUGUGGAUGUGGAUUCUGGUAAAGAGCUUGGAGAUAAUCAAGAAGGUGAAUUGUUGGUCCGUGGCCCUAGCAUCAUGAAGGGAUACUUGAACAAUGAUGAAGCCAACGCCAAGACUUUUACUACUGACGGCUGGAUGCGUACUGGUGAUGUCUGCAAAUUUGACAGCACAACCCAAGAAUUCUACAUUAUGGAUCGUCUUAAGGAGCUUAUCAAGUACAAGGGCUUCCAAGUUGCUCCUGCUGAAUUGGAAGCUUUGCUUUUGAGUAUGCCUGAGGUUGCUGAUGUAUGUGUUAUUGGCGUUUACGACUCUUCUCAAGCAACCGAGCUUCCUCGAGCAUACAUUGUUCCACAAGCCAACGUUAAAGCUGAUGCAGCUCUUGCCAAAAAGAUCAAGGACUUUGUUGCUUCUCAAGUGACCAACUAUAAGCAAUUGCGUGGUGGUGUGCACUUCUUGGAGCAGAUUCCCAAGAGCACAAGUGGCAAGAUCCUCCGACGACAAGUGAGAGAUAUGGCAAAGAAACAAGAUGCUGCUGCUGCUCCUGUUCAAGCCAGAUUGUAG